Molecule: messenger RNA, 5744 nt
Organism: Galeopterus variegatus (Sunda flying lemur)
Lineage: Eukaryota; Metazoa; Chordata; Mammalia; Dermoptera; Cynocephalidae
Gene: MAP3K4
Product: mitogen-activated protein kinase kinase kinase 4
Exons: 27
Coding region: 82-4749 (1555 amino acids)
Biological process (GO): MAPK cascade; protein phosphorylation
Molecular function (GO): ATP binding; protein kinase activity
Source: RefSeq, a predicted model, not a curated record
GAAUCUGAUCCAGAGGACUUUUCAGAUGAAACACAUACAGAAAAUCUUUAUGGCACCUCUCCCCCCAGCACACCUCGGCAGAUGAAACGCAUGUCAACCAAACACCAGAGGAAUAAUGUAGGGAGGAUGGCCAGUCGGUCCAACUUGAAAGAAAAAAUGAAUGCACCAAAUCAGCCUCCACAUAAAGACACUGGAAAAACAGUGGAGAAUGUGGAAGAAUACAGCUAUAAACAGGAGAAAAAAAUCCGAGCAACUCUUAGAACAACGGAGCGUGAUCAUAAAAAAAAUGUACAGUGCUCAUUCAUGUUAGACUCAGUGGGUGGGUCUUUGCCAAAAAAAUCAAUUCCAGAUGUGGAUCUCAAUAAGCCUUACCUCAGCCUUGGCUGUAGCAAUGCUAAGCUUCCGGUAUCUGUGCCCAUGCCUAUAGCCAGAACUGCACGCCAGACUUCUAGGACUGACUGUCCAGCAGAUCGUUUAAAGUUUUUUGAAACAUUACGACUUUUGCUAAAGCUUACCUCAGUCUCAAAGAAGAAGGACAGGGAGCAAAGAGGUCAAGAAAAUACAUCUGCUUUCUGGUUUAACCGAUCUAAUGAACUGAUCUGGUUAGAGCUACAAGCCUGGCAUGCAGGACGGACCAUUAAUGACCAGGACCUCUUUUUAUAUACAGCCCGUCAAGCCAUCCCAGAUAUUAUCAAUGAAAUCCUUACUUUCAAAGUUAAUUAUGGGAGUUUUGCCUUUGUUAGAAAUGGAGCUAGUUUUAAUGGUACUUCAGUAGAAGGGCAGUGCAGAGCCCUUCAGGGAACAAAGAUUGUGGGUUAUUCAACAUAUCAUGAGCAUCUCCAACGCCAGAGGGUUUCAUUUGAACAGGUAAAACGGAUAAUGGAGCUGCUAGAGUACAUAGAAGCACUUUAUCCAUCGCUGCAGGCUCUUCAAAAGGACUAUGAAAAGUAUGCUGCAAAAGACUUCCAGGACAGGGUGCAGGCACUCUGUUUGUGGUUAAACAUCACAAAAGACUUAAAUCAGAAAUUAAGGAUUAUGGGCACUGUUUUGGGCAUCAAGAAUUUAUCAGACAUUGGCUGGCCAGUGUUUGAAAUACCUUCCCCUCGACCAUCCAAAGGUAAUGAGCUGGAAGAUGAGGAUGAGGGUGAUGACACAGAAGGAGAGUUGAAGGAGUUGGAAAGUAGUACGGAUGAAAGUGAAGAAGAACAAAUCUCUGAUCCAAGGGUACAGGAAAUCACACAGCCCAUAGACACCGGUUUUGAUGUCCAAUUGCAGGACUACAUACCCAAGAAGCUUGAGAGGAUUGAAUCUGAGGAUGAUUCUGUUGGCUGGGGAGCACCAGACUGCAGCACAGAAGCAGGCUUUAGUAGACAUUGUCUGACUUCUAUUUAUAGACCAUUUGUAGACAAAGCACUGAAGCAAAUGGGGUUAAGAAAGUUAAUUUUAAGACUUCACAAGCUAAUGGAUGGUUCCUUGCAAAGGGCACGUAUAGCACUGGUAAAGAGUGAUCGUCCAGUGGAGUUUUCUGAAUUUGCAGAUCCCAUGUGGGGUUCAGAUUAUGUGCAGUUGUCAAAGACACCACCUUCCUCUGAGCAGAAAUGCAGCACUGUGUCAUGGGAAGAGCUGAAGGCCAUGGAUUUACCCUCAUUCGAACCUGCCUUCUUAGUCCUCUGUCGAGUCCUUCUGAAUGUUAUACAUGAGUGUCUGAAAUUAAGAUUGGAGCAGAGACCUGCUGGAGAACCAUCUCUCUUGAGUAUUAAGCAGCUGGUGAGAGAGUGUAAAGAGGUCCUGAAGGGCGGCCUUUUGAUGAAACAGUACUACCAGUACAUGCUGCAGGAGGUUCUUGAUGACCUGGAGAAGCCCGACUGCAACAUUGAUGCUUUUGAAGAGGACCUGCAUAAAAUGUUGAUGGUAUAUUUUGAUUACAUGAGAAGCUGGAUCCAAAUGCUACAGCAAUUACCUCAAGCAUCUCACAGUCUAAAAAAUCUGUUAGAAGAAGAAUGGAAUUUCACCAAAGAAAUAACUCAUUACAUACGGGGAGGAGAAGCACAGGCUGGAAAACUUUUCUGUGACAUUGCGGGAAUGCUGCUGAAAUCUACGGGAGGUUUUUUAGAAUUUGGCUUACAGGAGAGCUGUGCUGAAUUUUGGACCAGUGCUGAUGACAACAGUGCUUCAGAUGAAAUACGGAGAUCUGUUAUAGAGAUCAGCCGAGCACUGAAGGAGCUCUUUCACGAAGCCAGAGAAAGAGCCUCGAAAGCACUAGGAUUUGCUAAAAUGUUAAGAAAGGACCUGGAAAUAGCAGCAGAAUUCAUACUUUCAGCCCCAGUUAGAGACCUCCUGGAUGUUCUGAAAUCAAAACAGUAUGUUAAGAUACAAAUUCCUGGAUUAGAAAACCUGCAAGUGUUUGUUCCAGACACUCUUGCUAAGGAGAAGAGUAUUAUUUUGCAGUUACUCAAUGCAGCCGCAGGAAAGGACUGUUCAAAAGAGUCAGAUGAUGUGCUCAUUGAUGCCUAUCUACUUCUAACCAAGCAUAGUGAUCGAGCCUGUGAUUCAGAUGACAGCUGGGUCGCAUGGGAAGCACAACCUGUCAAAAUUGUGCCUCAGGUGGAGACUGUUGAUACCCUGAGAAGCAUGCAGAUACAAAUUCCUGGAUUAGAAAACCUGCAAGUGUUUGUUCCAGACACUCUUGCUAAGGAGAAGAGUAUUAUUUUGCAGUUACUCAAUGCAGCCGCAGGAAAGGACUGUUCAAAAGAGUCAGAUGAUGUGCUCAUUGAUGCCUAUCUACUUCUAACCAAGCAUAGUGAUCGAGCCUGUGAUUCAGAUGACAGCUGGGUCGCAUGGGAAGCACAACCUGUCAAAAUUGUGCCUCAGGUGGAGACUGUUGAUACCCUGAGAAGCAUGCAGAAUGAUGCACUAGAGCUAUGCAACAGAAUAAGCAAUGCCAUUGACCGAGUGGACCACAUGUUCACAUCAGAAUUUGAUGUUGAAGUUGAUGAAUCUGAAUCUGUCACAUUGCAGCAGUACUACCGAGAAGCAAUGAUUCAGGGGUACAAUUUUGGGUUCGAGUAUCAUAAAGAAGUUGUUCGUUUGAUGUCUGGAGAGUUUAGACAGAAGAUAGGAGACAAAUACAUAAGCUUUGCCCGGAAAUGGAUGAAUUAUGUCCUGACUAAAUGUGAGAGUGGUAGAGGUACACGACCCAGAUGGGCAACUCAAGGAUUUGAUUUUCUGCAAGCCAUUGAACCUGCCUUUAUUUCAGCUUUACCUGAAGAUGACUUCUUGAGUUUGCAAGCCCUGAUGAACGAGUGCAUUGGCCACGUCAUAGGAAAGCCGCACAGUCCUGUUACAGGUUUGUACCUUGCUAUUCAUCGGAACAGCCCCCGUCCUGUGAAGGUGCCUCGAUGCCAUAGUGACCCUCCUAACCCACAUCUAAUUAUCCCAACUCCAGAGGGAUUCAGCACUCGGAGCGUGCCCUCGGACGUGCGGAACCACGGCAGCUCUGCUGCUGCUACUGUUGCUGCUGCCGCUGCUGGUCGCCCCAGCCCCUCUGGCGGUGACUCUGCACCACCCAAACCCAUCAGCAGUGCCCAUGAUACCAGGGGUUCCAGCGUCCCUGAAAAUGAUCGAUUGGCUUCCAUAGCUGCUGAAUUGCAGUUCAGGUCCCUGAGUCGUCAUUCCAGCCCCACAGAGGAGCGAGACGAACCAGCAUAUCCAAGAGGUGAUUCAAGCUUGUCAACUCGAAGAAGUUGGGAACUUCGGACACUUAUCAGCCAGACUAAAGAUACUGCUUCUAAACAAGGACCCAUCGAAGCCAUCCAGAAGUCAGUCCGAUUGUUUGAAGAAAAGAGGUAUCGAGAAAUGAGGAGAAAGAAUAUCAUUGGUCAAGUCUGUGAUACCCCUAAAUCCUACGACAAUGUUAUGCACGUUGGCUUGAGGAAGGUGACUUUCAAGUGGCAAAGAGGAAAUAAAAUUGGAGAAGGACAGUAUGGGAAGGUGUACACCUGUAUCAGCGUUGACACCGGGGAGCUGAUGGCUAUGAAGGAGAUUCGAUUUCAGCCUAAUGACCACAAAACUAUCAAGGAAACUGCAGAUGAAUUGAAAAUAUUUGAAGGCAUCAAACACCCCAAUCUGGUUCGGUAUUUUGGUGUGGAGCUUCACAGAGAAGAAAUGUACAUCUUCAUGGAGUACUGUGAUGAGGGCACGUUAGAAGAGGUGUCAAGGCUGGGACUUCAGGAACAUGUCAUUAGGCUGUAUUCAAAGCAGAUCACCAUUGCGAUCAAUGUCCUCCAUGAGCAUGGCAUAGUUCACCGUGACAUAAAAGGCGCCAAUAUCUUCCUUACCUCAUCUGGACUAAUCAAACUGGGAGAUUUUGGAUGCUCAGUAAAGCUUAAAAACAAUGCCCAGACCAUGCCGGGUGAAGUGAAUAGCACACUGGGGACGGCAGCAUACAUGGCGCCUGAAGUUAUCACUCGUGCUAAAGGAGAAGGCCAUGGGCGUGCAGCCGACAUCUGGAGUCUAGGGUGUGUUGUCAUAGAGAUGGUGACUGGCAAGAGGCCUUGGCAUGAGUAUGAACACAACUUCCAGAUUAUGUAUAAAGUGGGAAUGGGACAUAAGCCACCAAUCCCUGAAAGAUUAAGCCCUGAAGGAAAGGACUUCCUUUCUCACUGCCUUGAAAGUGACCCAAAGAUGAGAUGGACAGCCAGCCAGCUCCUCGACCAUUCGUUUGUCAAGGUUUGCACAGAUGAAGAAUGAAGCUGAUCAGUCUGUGGCCUGGUAGUGUACGGACUUGGAAAAUUCCCUUACUCACUACUGUAUGUAAUAUUUACACGAAGACUGUGCUGAGAAGCAGUAUAAGCCUUUUUAACCUUCCAAAACUGAAGACUGCACAGGUGACAAGCGUCACUUCUACUGCUGCUCCUGUUUGUCUGACGUGGCACAGGGCCCUCCUGUGUGGUGGAGUCCACGAGGUUAAAGAAGCUGCAUGUGAAGUGCCAUUACUACUGUACGCGGGCCAUCGCCUCCGCCGCCUCAUUUCUUGCGUGACCGAGAACCGUGACAUCAGUGUAGUGCUUUUGACCUUUCUAGGUUCAGAAGAAGUAGUGUUAGCAGGCGUUCCAGACCUUGUUUUUAAUCUCCUGUUUGUCGAGUGCACUGACUGUGAAACCUUACCUUUUUGUUGUUGGCAAGCUGCAGGUUUGUUAUGCAAAAGGCUGACUAAUGAAUUAUAAGAAAAAGGUUCUUUUUCAAUAAAUGGUUUAUUUUAGGAAAGCUCAGUUACAUUGUCUUUUAAUGGUUAACAGCUCGUGAGUCAAUGCAGUAAGUGGUACAGAAGCCUGUUAUUUUCACGCGUGUGUUUCUCAACAGAAGGAACUAAAGCUGUGUCCUAAAGAUGGGCACUGGAUGAGGUGUUCCUUUAGGAUCUCGAAUCUCCUCACUGUAAAGUGAAGGAAAUAAAGGAAACAACACUAAUGAUGUAAGAUAUCCCUUUUUAAUUAUUUUGUGUUAACCAGCAAAUUUAUAACAGAUAAAAGUUUAAGCCUUGUUAUCACAUGUUGGAGGCUCAGUUUAUUUUUAAACCAAGUUGUAUAGGUGCUAGGUCAAUGUAAAUACUGCUGAAUGAUCUCUUGAUAAGCAGAUUUUUCAGAAUGUAAACAUUUCAGCAGUCAGCUUUCUAAAAUAGCCCAAAUUAUGUCACUGAUGGUGUUCUUUUUAUUUCUUUUUGCUAUUAAAUUUUUUUAAAAGAUUGA